Messenger RNA from Cuscuta campestris, 1927 nucleotides. The record is from the annotation of a GenBank genome assembly. NCBI's taxonomy places the organism in Eukaryota, Viridiplantae, Streptophyta, Magnoliopsida, Solanales, Convolvulaceae.
CUUACACAUUGAGAGAAUUUGAUGAGUCAAAGUGCUUAGAUGAACAGUUCCAAAAGUCAAAAGUGGACGAGUAUAGCGGGACGGAGGUAGUAGUACUCUGUCUGAAGUGUAGUGCCUUAUCGUCAUCCCCUAAAGACUCAGAGAAGAAAAUUUCAGUAUUGUACAUGUCCAGAGGGAGGGAGAAAAACACAAAGAUGGACAUGAUUGUGUUGGGCACAACAACAUGGGUUUGGUCAGCAGUAACAUUAGCCUGGGUAGUUGUUGCAGUAACAGCCAUAAUAAUAGCUCAUCACUACACCACAAGAAAGAAGGGGUUGGUGCCCCCAGGUCCUAGAGGGCUCCCAAUAAUAGGGCACCUCCAUCUUCUAGGCAAAAACCCUCACCAAGACUUGCAAAAGCUGUCCCAAACCCAUGGCCCCAUCAUGCGCCUGCGGCUGGGAAGCGUGGACACCGUCGUGGCUUCCUCGCCGCAGGCUGCAGAACUGUUCCUCAAAACACACGACCUCAAUUUCGCGACCAGACCGCCCAUGCGCAUCGCCGACUUCUUGACGUACGACAAGAAGGGGGCAGUGUUGGGCAGGUAUGGGCCGGUCUGGCGCGAAAUGAGGAAGCUCUACGUGAUAGAGCUCCUCACCAACCACAAGAUGGGUUCAUUCGAGUCCCUAAGAAGGGAAGAGUUGUGCCUUCUCGUGGAAUCUCUCAAGCAGGCGGCGGCGGCGGAUUUGAGUGCCAAGGUGGCAUGCAUGAACAUGAACAUCAGCUGUAGGAUGUUGUUUGGUAAGAAGUACGAGGACAAGGACAUUGGCGAUGAGAAAGGGUUCAAGGUGGUCAUUGACCAGGCCAUUCAUUUGAUCAGUGCCACCGACCUUGGGGACUAUUUCCCUUUGUUGUCCAAACUUGAUGUCCAAGGGUUGAGUCGAAGGGCCAGAGUGGUGAUGAACCUCUUUGACCAAUUCUUUGAGAGGAUCCUUGUGGAGCAUGAAAACAAACCGAGUCCAACGUCAACGACGACGGAGGACUUUGUUGAUAUCAUUUUGGCCAUGGUCAGAAAUAAGCGGACUUCCUUUCCCUUCACGCGCGAUCAUAUCAAGUCCAUGAUGUUGGACGUGCUUGUAGCUUCAAUGGACACAGCUUCAACAGUGGUUGUGUGGGCGAUGUCAGAACUCAUUAAGAACCCAACAAAAAUGAAGAGGUUGAAGGAGGAAUUAGAGAGGCAAGUGGGACUUCAUAGAAUGGUAGAGGAGAAGGAUUUGGAGCACUUGAAAUAUUUAGAAUUGGUGAUAAAAGAGACCUUAAGGUUGCACCCCACUGCACCACUAUUAAUCCCUCGUGCGGCCAUCGAAGACUGCACGGUCAGCGACUUUCACGUGCCCAAAAACGCAAUGCUUAUGAUAAACGUUUGGGCAAUCGGGCGUGACCCGAAUGUGUGGAGCGACCCCGAGAAGUUCGUGCCAGAAAGAUUUGAGGGAAGCAAUGUCGAUUACCGAGGUCGACAUUUUGAACUGCUCCCGUUUGGUUCGGGGAGACGAAGUUGUCCUGGUUUGGAGCUUGGAAUAACAAUGGUUCGCCUAAUGGUUGCACAACUUGCCCAUUGCUUUGAUUGGCGUCUUCCAAACGCCACGGUACCUCAAGACUUAGACAUGACCGACAAGUAUGGUUUGGUUAUGAAUCGGGUCCACAACUUGGUAGUCGUCCCUACUUACAGGUUACUUGUUUAAUUUAUACGUGGCAGCUAGCUGGCAGGUAAAUUUCACCGGUGAUACUUGAACUUUGAAGACUUUUUUCAUUUUGGUAUAGUGCUGCAGGCGGGUAAAUUUCACCAGCAGCGCCCACUUUUUCAUAUAUAUACUUCCUCCGUCCCAGGAUGAUUUACAGUUUUACUAUUUGAGUUUCCCGAUAAUUUUAAUGCACUCGUGUAGUCCUGUUA